This is a messenger RNA of Silurus meridionalis, 5650 nucleotides long. RefSeq names its product complement component 4 (gene c4). Gene Ontology annotation, biological process: complement activation. Gene Ontology annotation, molecular function: protein binding; endopeptidase inhibitor activity. Lineage: Eukaryota; Metazoa; Chordata; Actinopteri; Siluriformes; Siluridae. The record is from RefSeq and is a predicted model, not a curated record. The transcript is spliced from 41 exons. Bases 62 to 5149 code for a protein of 1695 amino acids. Gene Ontology annotation, cellular component: extracellular region.
GUUGGGAAAUACCUAUUGGGUCAAAGCAGUGUGGAAAACAGCUCUCUCAGUGCAGAUCUCGAUGGUGAAAAGACCAGAGCAUAUAACUUUGCACCAGGAAGUCAGAAUGAUCUUUCUUCUAGUUUUUGUGGCGUUGGUUCAUUCUGCAGUGGAGGAAAAGGCACCAAAAUUUCUCGUUAUUGGCCCGAGCGUUAUUCACUUGGGGGUGGAGGAGACAGUGAGUGUGCAACUGCAUGAAGCCAUUAAACCUGCCAGUGUAGUUCUGUAUUUCAAAGAUUCUUUGGGAAAUGCGAAACUGAGCGAAUCAAAAACUGUGACCUUAAAUGAAGAUAAUCAAUAUCAAGCUGUGGUGACACUUAAGGUUGAUCCAGUGAAAUUUUUCAGUCUCAAAAACCAAAUAAACGUCAAUCUAAUUGCUAAAAUAAAUGGCCAUAUUAAAACAGUUCAUGUGCUUGUGUCAACCAGAAGAGGUUAUAUUUUCAUUCAAACAGACAAGACAAUCUAUAAUCCUGGAGAAACUGUCAAAUACAGAAUCUUUACUCUAGAUAACUAUUUGAUGCCUAUAAAUGAUAAGAUCAAUGUCCAGAUAUUUAACUCCAAAGACCUGCUGGUCUACAGACAUGUCCUGAAUUCGGAUCAAAUCCUGCAGAAGACGGUCACUAUUCCAGACAUAGGAAUGGCAGGAAACUGGAAAAUCACAGCUUCUUAUUAUGACUUCCCAAAGUCAAAGUCUUCUGUGGAGUUUGAGGUUCGAGAGUAUGUUCUGCCCUCAUUUGAAGUAAAGAUCGAGGCUGCAAAGCAAUACCUCUCGCUGAAAUCUAAUGAUUUUCAGUUCAGAAUCUCAGCCAGAUAUACGUAUGGAAAGAGUGUCAGUGGGGCAGCAUAUGUGCGAUUUGGACUGAUCGACAGUAAAGGAGAGAAGACUUAUCUUCCUGGUAUAGAAAAACAGAUAAAGGUUGAAGAUGGCCAGGCAGAUGUCAUAGUCCUCACUAAAGAUUUACAGUCUGCUGCAAAAAAUCAGAACAUUGAGCACAUUACAGACCAGUACCUCUACAUCGCUGCUACUGUUCUGGAAAAAGCAAGUGGAGAGGUAGAGGAAGCAGAGAGCUCCUCAGUGAAGAUCGUGACCUCUCCGUAUGUCAUCGAUUUGUCAAGGACAAAGAAAUAUUUUACUCCUGGGGGUAUUUUCUCUAUUCUGGGCACCAUCAGCUUCCCAGAUGGCACCAGAGCUCCUAAUUUGAAAACAAAAGUCGAUGUGACUAUUGAUAAACAGACUACUAAUAUGGAGAGCACCGGGGAUAGUAGUGGAAACAUAGCAAUCACAUUUCCAGUCCCAGUGAAGACCAAGCAAAUGUUUAUCAGGGUGCACGUGCCAGGAGAUGAUGACACAGACAUCGUGAAUGACGCUAAAAUAAAAAGCAAAGCAAUCAGUGAUGAAUCUGGCAGUUACCUGAGUGUGGAGGUGCAGCAUCAGAUCCUCAGCCCUGGCCAAAGCCUGCAGGUCACAUUGAGAGACAUCACGACACCUGGGAAUUCAAGACCCUCGCAUAUCUAUUACCUGGUUGUGAGUAAGGGCAGAAUUCUGCAAGCAGGCAGUGUGCAGAGAACUGAACUGACCUCCAUAAGCCUGCCUUUCUCCGUGGACAUGGUGCCUGCCUUCCGCCUGGUGGCCUACUACUACUCAAUAAACAACAACAUAGUGGCCGACUCCGUAUGGGUGGAUGUGAAAGAUGUGUGCAAAGGAAAGUUAGAAAUAGUUCCAUUCAAUGAACUGAAACCCGCGCAAGAAUUUGAUGUGUCAAUCAAGACGGAUCCGGACAGCAAGGUGGCGCUAAGUGCAGUGGAUUCAGCUGUGUAUAUCCUUAAUAAAAAGGGCAAACUGACUCCUCAGAAGAUGUUCGAGUUUAUGAACUCGUAUGAUCUGGGAUGCUCUGCAGAAAUAGAAAACUCCAGGUCUGUCCUGGAAACUGCAGGACUCACGUUCAUCUGUAACUGUGAAACAAAUCCAAGUGUACUUAAAGCUCAUAAAUGCUUCAGCGACCGUCAGAGACACAAGAGGGACCUCAAUGCACUCGUCAACAGCUACAAGAACCAAGACAGGAAGUGCUGUGAAGAUGGAAGGAAGAAAGGGCUAAUGACAAAGUCAUGUGAUCAGAGGAUGAAAUAUUUAAUGCAUCAGUCAAAGAGCUGCCAGGAAGCUUUCAAAAAGUGCUGCAAGGCUGCAGCGGAAAAGAGGAAACAGGACCAACUGAAGAGAAGGAUGGGCAACUUAGGAAGAACACAUGGCACUGGAAUAGAGGAGGAUGAGCUUGAUGAAGUCUCCAUCUACAUCCGUAGUUUCUUUCCUCAGUCAUGGAUGUGGGAGAUUUUAAAUGCAGACACCUCGGGCAACAUCAGGCAUUCCACAAUUGCUCCAGACUCCAUCACCACAUGGGAAGUUCAAGCUGUGGCUCUUUCACCAACUAAAGGAUUCUGUGUAGCAGAUCCACAGCCUCUAAGAGUCUUCCGGGACUUCUUCAUAUCCGUAAAACUGCCCUAUUCGGUGAAGAGGAACGAGCAGCUGGAGGUGAAAGCUGUCGUGUUCAACUACAAACAAGAAAGAUUAGAGGUCACCGUGAGGAUGGACCAGGUGGCAGGGUUGUGCAGUGCCGGAAGCGGAGACGUGGUGCAGAAGGUCACAGUGGAACCCCACUCUGCCAUUGCUGUUUAUUUCACUGUGGUGCCUCUGAUCAUCGGAACCAUUCCUAUCAGAAUUCUGGCGUAUGCCUCGCACAACAUCAAUGACAAGAUCCAGAAAGAGCUCAAAGUAGUGGGAGAGGGGGAGCUGUUCUUCAUUGAAAGUGAAUACAACAUCGAUGCAAAGACUGAUAAAAAACUGGAAUUCGAAAUUCCAGCCCCUGAGGAUGAGAUUCCAGGCCAGGAAUCAACUACACACAUGAGUUUUAAAGGUGGUGUAAUGGGAGAAUCUGUGGAUAACUGUCUAAACCUGGAGGGAGUGAACGAGUUGAUCAAGCUGCCUACAGGCUGUGCAGAGCAGACCAUGGUGAAGAUGUCUCCUGCCAUUCACGCCAUGAACUAUUUAGACGCCACCAACCAAUGGAUUUCCCUGAAAGCAGAGCGCAGAGAACAAGCUGAAAACAUGAUCCAAGCUGGUUACACUCGGGUCCUCAUGUACAAGAAGGACGAUGGAUCCUAUGGGGCGUUCCUAAAAACACCCAGCAGCAUUUGGCUCACAGCCUUCAUCGCCAAGGAGCUGACAAGAGCACGGGACAUUAUCAGCGUUAGAGAGUCACACAUUCAGGAUGCCGUGUCCUAUCUGAUAUCCAAGCAGAAGGCUAACGGUGCAUGGGACGACCCAAAUCCUCUCUAUGACCGAGGAAUGAAGGGUGGAGUCGGACAAUCCGAGGACGACGUCCCCUUGACGGCAUAUGUCCUCAUAGCCUUUAAUGACGCGAUGCCUGUGUAUGAACUGGGGACGGACACGGAACUGCGAGUAGCUAGCGAGAAGGCGAGGGCAUACCUCCUUGAGCGUUUUGACGCACAACAAAACCUCUACGCUGUCGCCAUUACGGCCUACGCUCUGUCCCUGAAUAAUCAUCAAAGCCCAGAUGCCACGCGAGCUCACAGGAAGCUGAUGGAUUUGGCCACUUGUGAUAACACGCGCUGCUUCUGGGACGUCAACGGUACAGUGGGAGGGCUGGAUAAGGCAGCAGAUGCCAUUUCGGUGGAGGCCACAGCAUACGGUUUGCUCCACGCCUUGACCAUGCAGAAUGAAGCGAAAUCUCAGAAGAUCGUCACGUGGCUCACCGAGCAGCGCAAAUACGGAGGAGGUUUCCGGUCCACACAGGAUACAGUCGUAGCCCUUGAGGCCCUGUCCAAAUUUAGCAUCCAGAGGAAUGACCUGGAAGACCUGGACCUGAGAGUGGAAAUAUGUGUGAACGACAAGCUUAGGCAGGAUAUGCACUUAAACAAGAAAACAGCACUGACCCAAACAGCGAUUGAAGUCAAAGAAGUGGGCAAAGUAGUCCUGAACGUCAAGGGACUAGGAAAAGGAACAUUAGCGGUUAUGCAGACAUACAGAGCUCUGAAAAAGCAUGAGUCGUUCUGUGACCACUUCGAUCUCAGUGUUAAAGUGGAUGGGGAACUCCAAAUCUUAUCUACUGAAGAAGAUGAAGAUGAAAAGAUGUUGACCGAUUACUAUAACUAUGAUUAUGAUGCGAGAGAUGAACCCAUGAGCAGACAGGACUGGUUUGAUCUGCGCACCCGCAGAAAAAGACAAGCUCCAGAAGAACUACAGAAAGAAAACAGACUGGUUUAUACAGUGUGUGUGAGCAAGAAACAAAGAAAUUCCACUGGUAUGGUCCUGGUGGACAUCUCACUCCUGACCGGACUCACACCAUAUAUCAAAGAUCUGGAAGAUAACGCAAAAGGCACAGAGCAAUACAUCGACCAUUAUGAUGUUCACCACAACAAAGUAUUCCUAUACUUUAAUCAGAUCACUGACGAGGAGACGUGUGUGAGGUUCCGUGCAGAGCAGAUCGUUCCUGUAGGCCUUGUCCAGCCUGCAGCGGCCGUCAUCUACGACUAUUACAAUCCAGACAGGAAGUGUUCGGUGUUCUAUACAAUGCCGAAGGACAGUCCAAUGCUGGCCAAACUGUGCGAAGCAGACGUGUGCACGUGUGCCGAGGGUGGCUGUCCAAGGCUGAAAGUCACCUUCAGUAAGAACAUGGAGAGGAACACCAGGUUUCUGCAUGCCUGUUUUUCACCCAUUGUUGAGUACGUUUACACCAUCAAGAUCUUGAACUUCAGCCAGGACGGCGUGUUUCUAUAUUAUUCUACAUUAAUUACAAAAGUCCUUCAGGCGGGCAAGGACAUUACCGUCCAAGAAGGUCAAGUACGGGAAGUGCUCCAUCGCUUAUCAUGUGAUGAGCUGAACCUGAAAAUCGAUGCGAAUUAUCUGAUCAUGGGGCAGGAUGACACUACGUUUGGGGGAAACAAUAAUUCCCGCUUCAGGUACAUCCUGAAUAAUAAGGUGUGGAUCGAGGAGAUGCCCCCGGCUUCAAAGUGCCAGGCGACCAAAAGCAAGCAGGCUUGUCUGCUUCUCGAUAGUUUCAUACAGUCAUAUUCUGUAAACCAGUGUGCGGUUUAGCGGCGACGAGAAGACCACGAGUCGACACAGGAAGCAUUUGUGACACCACACACACACACACACACACACACACACACACACACACACACACACACACACACGACACGUAGCUCAGUAAAGUGUGUGCUUUUAUUUUCAGUGCAGAUGACCAAGAACAAAAUGAGGGUUUGUGGAACAGCACAGCAGAAGUUUUGAAAGCUUGCUUCUCUUUAAAAAGGUAGUCAUGAGACUCCAGCUUGGGGAAUGAACAGGAAGUAAAUGGUAGUACUUUGAGUCACACAAUCAUUGUGAUUAAAACAUAAUUACAUAGCAGAACAGCAUUAUUUGAAAUGUAUCCACCCUGCUUUAGAUGGUGUAGAAAUGUCACAUGACUUCAGAAUGAAUGAGGGUAGGGGGGUGUAUCGUUUAUAUUAAUGCACAGUACAGUAACAGCUGGAUGCUUUGGAGAGGAAACUGAUCACUAAUGCAAUAUAAAGUCUUCAAUAAAGAAAUAAAAAGAAA